Messenger RNA from Nanorana parkeri, 2413 nucleotides. Its product is annotated as lymphocyte antigen 75-like. Gene Ontology annotation, molecular function: signaling receptor activity. NCBI's taxonomy places the organism in Eukaryota, Metazoa, Chordata, Amphibia, Anura, Dicroglossidae. Bases 1 to 2265 code for a protein of 754 amino acids. The record is from RefSeq and is a predicted model, not a curated record. The transcript is spliced from 14 exons.
AUGCCCCCAGAACUGUAUCUCCCAAAAGCCCUUUCCCUACACACAUUGUGCAGGCAGGCUCUUGGGAGGGAAAAUCCACGGCAGAAAAAGGAGAAUUUCAUCACCUACUUAGGUGCAAACUUAACUCAAAAGUUUUGGAUCGGUUUGCGGCUCGCUUUGAACACCGCUCAAAACAGCUGGAAUGACGGCUCCCCUGUCACCUACACAAACUUCAACCCGCUGCUGCAGGGAAGAUUCAAGAGGUUUGACUUUGAUCCAUAUGAUAAGGAGAAAAACCAACAGUGCGUGUUUUUCCUGAAUGAUCCAAAGUCAUCGUUUGUUGGAACAUGGGAUUUCACAGCUUGCUCAGACUCGCAGUAUUUGACACUGUGCCAGAAAACCAGAGAUAAGAAUGGGGACACAGUGCCAACAGUUGUACCAGAAGAUGUGACCUACAAAUGGAAGACGUAUAAAAUCCUUCAGAAGGACAUGACUUGGUACAAGGCUUUGGAAGAAUGUAGAAGCAAAAAUAUGGAACUAGUCAGUAUAACCGACCAAUACCAGCUCUCCUUUCUCAUCGUCACUGUUAAGCAGGCGGGUCGGCCAUUUUGGAUUGGACUCUCUAGCAGGGAUGAUGGAAUCCACUACAGAUGGCAGGAUGGGAGCACAGUCACCCUAAACCGGUGGGCUGAGGAUGAGCAAGAGGAUGAAGAUUGCGUUUAUAUAGAUAUUGACGGCACGUGGAAAACAAAGAGUUGUGAUGCUGAGCUGCCAGGGGUGAUUUGUCAUGAAGUAGCAAACGUGACUGAGAAGAAACCCGAAGAGAACACCGUCCAUUGUCCUCAUAAAGUUCAAGAUGUAGUGUGGAUCCCGCACAGGAACAACUGCUAUGCUUUCCUGCUGAACCACAAAAGAUGGCCCUCGGAUGAACAUAGAUACAUUUGCCAUUCCCUACAUCCUGACGCUUACGCCUUGAGCAUCCGAGAUGAGGAGGAAAAUCAGUUUAUAUAUAAGCAGCUCAAACCCUACAUGGACUUAGCCAAAUGGGUGUGGCUGGGGAUGCGUUAUGAUGGAUAUGAAAAAUAUUUUCACUGGCACGACGAGACCAUCGUGAAAUAUUCAAACUGGAGGUCAGGGCGGCCGAAUGUGACAAGUGACAGCUUUUAUGCAGGGAUAAAGCAUGAUGGCUUCUGGGAUAUCUUUCACAAUCCAAGGGACUUUGAACUGAUGUUCUAUCAGCAGCACUCCAUUGUGGCCUGCAAGAUUGAAAUGGGUUCAAGGGAAGAGUUCAUUAAGCCAUUACCAGCUGCUAUACCAUAUUCCAAUUCCUCAUACUAUGUUUUGAAGAAGAAACUGACAUGGUUUGAGGCCGUAAAGGAGUGCAGGCAGAGUGAUGGUAAUCUGGCCAGUGUUCAUAAUAACAAUCAACAGCUCUUUCUGGAGCAUAUUGUAAGACAGGACGGAUUCCCCCUCUGGAUUGGGUUAUGGAAUAAUGAUGGGACAAUCUCAGGAACAGAAUGGUCAGAUGGUACUUCGGUCAACUAUGCAUUUGUAAACCUGGACACACAGCUGACUCGUGGAAACUGCAUGUAUUUUGAUACAAAGGGAAAGUGGCUCUCCCAGAGGUGCACAGAACCCCUGGAUGGUGCUCUUUGCUAUAAACCAUUGGCAGCGAAACCAAAAUCGACGGCAUCUGAUCCUCUGUGCCCCAAAACUGACGGCUCAGUGCACUGGGUUCGGCAAAAGGAUUUUUGCUACGCAUUUGAUGUGAAGAUGUACAACUACUCUUUGUACACUAGCGAGCAAGCCAGCAAGGUGUGCCAGACCUUAGAUUCUUCAGCCAAGCUUCUGACUAUAAAUGACGAUGAAGAGAAUGAAUUUGUUAGUAAAUAUCUGACGGCUGAUGCAUUUAUCACUCGUAGAAUUUGGCUUGGGAUAGAUUCAAACUCAGCUGAUCAGAAAUCAUGGCUGGAUGGAUCACCCAUAAAAUAUAACAACUGGAGCGGUUCUCAGACAUCAAACAUCAGCUCCUGUGCCAUUUUAUUUCCAGAGACUGGCACAUGGAAUAGAAUGCCCUGUACAUUCGGCAUGGGAAGAACCGUCUGCAAAUCACCUCUAAAGUCUACUGGAGUAGGAGUUGCAGUUGGUUUUGCGAUAUUCAUCAUCCUAGCCCUUAUCAUUGGACUUGUCAUCUACCUCUACAAAAGGCGACAUCCUCUCUUCUUCUCAUCUAUACGCUAUCGAAGAGCAGAAGAUCAGAUGGAGUCCAUGAUUGAUUAUUCUUAGAGCUUUUUUUUUUUAAUUCUUCGAUGUACUGCCUGUAUUUUUGUUUUCUUAGUAGUACAUUAGGAGACACAGGAUAGUAAUCUGGAAUAUUGACAUUACUACCGCCUACAGGUAAUUGGUUUCUAGCAAAGCUGUAAGGACCGCCCAG